This is a messenger RNA of Neltuma alba, 420 nucleotides long. Its product is annotated as MADS-box protein JOINTLESS-like. The transcript is spliced from 4 exons. Gene Ontology annotation, cellular component: nucleus. Gene Ontology annotation, molecular function: DNA-binding transcription factor activity; RNA polymerase II transcription regulatory region sequence-specific DNA binding; protein dimerization activity. NCBI's taxonomy places the organism in Eukaryota, Viridiplantae, Streptophyta, Magnoliopsida, Fabales, Fabaceae. Gene Ontology annotation, biological process: positive regulation of transcription by RNA polymerase II. The coding region runs from base 7 to 420 and encodes 137 amino acids. The record is from RefSeq and is a predicted model, not a curated record.
AGGGAAAUGACGAGAAGGAAGAUACAGAUGAAGAAAAUUGACAGUGUAACAGCAAGACAAGUGACUUUCUCAAAGAGAAGGAAAGGUCUCUUCAAGAAGGCACAAGAACUCUUGACUCUUUGUGAUGCUGAGAUUGCCCUCUUAGUCUUCUCUUCUACUGGCACGCUCUUUGAUUUUGCUAGCUCAAGCGCGAGGCAAGUAAUUGAAAGGAGAAACCUAUACUCAGAUGUGAACCUUGUGAAGUCAUACCAGCCAUCUCAAGAGCUACAGGUUGAAGGUGAAUAUUUUAAGCUAAACAAGGAAAUAGAAGAGAAGACUCUUGAAAUAAGACAGCUCAAUGGAGAAGAUCUACAAGGACUGUCUGUAAAAGAUCUGAGGAAGCUAGAAGAUUUACUUAGCACAAGCUUGCAUCGUAUUUGA